Ostertagia ostertagi is the source of this 201-nucleotide messenger RNA. The record is from the annotation of a GenBank genome assembly. NCBI's taxonomy places the organism in Eukaryota, Metazoa, Nematoda, Chromadorea, Rhabditida, Trichostrongylidae.
CUUCUAUCUGUUCCGCUCUUGGGGUCGCGUCGGAACAGCUAUUGGUGGCACGAGGACGGAGUUGUUCCGUAGCGAAGGAAGUGCCACAGAGGCGUUCGAAAGACUUUUCCUGGAGAAGUCGGGUAAUAAUUGGAAACAGAAGCACAAUUUCAAAAAGCUGCCAGGUUGCAUGGAUUUGGUGGAAACCGACUUCAGCGAAAU